AUGAGCAAGAAGGUUCUCAUGUUGCAUGGAUAUGCUCAAUCGGGAACGAUUUUCCAGUCGAAAACUGGAGCUUUCCGCAAGCAUUUGAAAAAACUUGGGUUUGAAUUGUUUUAUCCGUGUGCUCCGUCAAAGAUUCGUAUGACCGAUGUGAGAGAUACUGACGACUUUGCUACGACGUACAAUACGAGCGCAACUGCGAUAGAUAUUUUCGGGUGGUGGUUACGAGAUGCAAACAAUCAGUAUAAAGUUCCACAGGAGACGGUGGAUUUUUUGCACGACUAUAUAGUGGAAAAUGGGCCAUUUGACGGAAUUAUAGGGUUCAGUCAAGGCGCAGGGUACGCGGGUUACUUGUGCACGGAUAUCAGAGGUCUACUGGGUCUCUCCGAGUCCCAGCAACCGGAUCCGAAAUUUUUCAUCACUUUCAAUGGGUUUCGGAUGCGUCCAGAAUGGUUUCAGGCGCAGUACGAGAAGCGUUUGCUACAAGUUCCGUCGUUGCAUGUACUGGGAGAACUCGACACUGUCGUGGAUGAAUCUCAGGUAAUGCGACUCUACGAGUCGUGCGACCCAGAAAAGAGAACUCUGUUGAAACAUCCCGGUGGCCAUUUUGUGCCUAGUAGUAAGUCGUUUGUCACCAAGGUGACCAAUUGGCUUCAAGUGGUGUACGGGGACAUUGCUGUCGAAGGCAGUAAUGCCGAUGCUGACGAGAAUAAAUCGAAAAACGGUUCCACCACGGACGCAGCUACGGAACCCCAAAUUGACGACGAUCUUAUGAGCAUAAUCGAUGGCUUUGGCAAGGUUUGA
Messenger RNA from Lachancea mirantina, 801 nucleotides. NCBI's taxonomy places the organism in Eukaryota, Fungi, Ascomycota, Saccharomycetes, Saccharomycetales, Saccharomycetaceae. The record is from the annotation of a GenBank genome assembly.